AUGGCAUCUGCUCUUGCACCACAAGAGAGUGGAAGAGCGAUCAAUGUUGUCUGGAGCACAAGAAUCUUGAAAGAAAAUGUGGUCAAAAAUCUGAAGAAGGGGAAAAUAAGAGUGCAGCGAAUUAUAGAAGAGAUGGGUCACGGUCACCAGGAACCUUUCAAGAUUCCGCAUUACUCUAUGUAUAAUAACUAUAGAGAGUUUCCGGAAUUAGCUGCUCACGAAAAACGGCUUGCGCAGAUCGGCCUUAAGGACAAUUGGAUUAGGAAUUAUGUCUUUCUAUUCGAUCGUGAUAUGCCUCACGUCCGUGGACAAUGGAAUCAUUUCAAAAGACUGUUCUCCUGGAUGGAAAAUCGGUGUUGGUAUUGCUGUGGCGAUGAUCGCCGGCUUAUGUCAGCCCUCGAAGCGUUCGUAAAUGAGCAAAAGAAAAAGGCAGGUGGAAGUGCAUUGAGUGGUGGGAUCAGUUCUUCUUCGUUCAGCUCAUUUAGUGAUUUGAGGAGCAAACUCACUUCUUCCUUAAGCGGGUUGCCUCUACUCUCACGUUCGGAGACGGCCGAUUCAGAGUCGCUGACGGGUGAGCUGGGUGGAGAUGGACAACUGCCGAAUACGAAAAAUAGAAAAAAUGGAGGAUGGUUUUCAUCUGGAGAUGAAAGCUUCUUUGGAUUGACGCGCACACAACGAGUAUUUGCCUUUUUCCUCUCAUUGAUGGGCUCAAUUUUCUGCUUCUCAACUGUGGGUUUGGUCGCUUUUAUAUUUUGCUCACAAUCAAAAAUUGACCAGUAUACUCUUCUCGCUUCAAUACUCAUGCCACGUGCGUGA
Molecule: messenger RNA, 816 nt
Organism: Ostertagia ostertagi
Lineage: Eukaryota; Metazoa; Nematoda; Chromadorea; Rhabditida; Trichostrongylidae
Source: the annotation of a GenBank genome assembly